AUGGCGCUGGCCCAGCUGUUGCAGUGGAGUGGCGGUAGCCGGCCCGCCAGUGCAGUCGGCUACAUCUACAAAGAGGAAGGUGGUAACCUUCACCGUUGGGUCGUGCAGUCGCACGGGGGCGUGCAAAACUUCGUAGCAGCCCAUGCCGACGCGGGCGACCCAGGUAUAGGGCCGUGCCCAUUAGCAGCGUGUGUCCUUGCAGACUUUGGUGCGGAUGCAGCUUCCCUGGCCGGAGGAGCCAUGAUGCUGGCCAUGGGCGUUCUUCUGGCCUUGCUGGAAAGAAGCAAGAGCGGCUGCGGACAGGUGAUUGAUGCAGCCAUGGUCGAUGGAGCCAACUACACGGCACUGCCCCUCUUCAAGUGGAUGCAGACUGGACUCGUUCCAGUGGGGUCUGAUGGCCACAUGAAAGCUUCCGACUUCAUCCUAUGUCAGGCUCCUCACUGGUCGGAUGUAUAUCUUUGCAAGGAAGACCCGGCCAAGAAAGGCACUCGCCAAUAUGUCUCAGUACAGGCCAUUGAGCCACAAUUCUACAGGGUGCUGUUGAAGGGGCUGGGGCUUGCUACCGAAGAGUUGCCGUCGCAGUACGACCGCAAGGCCUGGCCACAGAUGAAAUCCCGUUUUGCGGAAAUCUUCCGUACAAAGACGCGGGACGAGUGGGCACAGGUCUUCAAAGGCACGGACGCUUGCUGUGUUCCAGUCCUCAAUGCCACAGAGGCAGCUGCUCAUCCCCACAACAGAAAGCGGCGGAGCUUCGAGCCAACACCUGGUGCACCUGGUGUUUUCGAGCCAGCACCUGCGCCCAAGCUCAGCCGUACUCCGGGCCAUGUGCCUCGACCAUGCCCAGUACCAGGGGGCAACACCCGCGAGGUGCUGCUGGAAAACUGCUUCUCGAAAUCCGAGGUGGACAAUCUUUUGAAAGAGGGCGUGAUUGCGGAAGCUCGGCGAGAGCUAUCAAAGCUCUGA
Symbiodinium pilosum is the source of this 963-nucleotide messenger RNA. NCBI's taxonomy places the organism in Eukaryota, Dinophyceae, Suessiales, Symbiodiniaceae. The record is from the annotation of a GenBank genome assembly.